AUGGUGGAAGAAAAGAAGAAGAAAGAUAAAGCUAAAGCCAAUUUGAAACUAAUAAAUACCACUAGUGGUAUAAGAGUAAGUCAAGCGUGUGAUCGAUGUAGAAUUAAAAAGAUUAAAUGUGAUGGUCUAACUCCAUGUCAUAAUUGUUCCAAGAUUGGGUUUGAUUGUAAAACCAGUGAUAAGUUAACUAGAAGAGCAUUUCCCAAAGGUUAUACUGAAAACUUGGAAAACAGAGUGAAGAUUCUAGAAGAAGAGAAUAAGAGAUUGAAAAUGAAAGCCGGGGAACCAAUCGAAGAUGAUGAACCAUCAAAAGAACCCACGACUGAAAUUCAAAUAUCUUCACCUCAGAGUAAGAAUCACACUACCUUGAUAAAUAAUCCUAUAGAUCAAAUCUUCAAUUUGAAUAAGAAAGGUGUAAUCAUUGGUAAUGAUAAUUUGAACUUUGAGUCCCAAUUUAAUCAUUUAUUGAUCAAUUUGAAUUUACCAUUUUUGAAAAUUUCCAACAGUCAUAAUUAUUUACUUAAUGAUCCCAAUGAAUAUUUAUAUCAUCCAUCUUCCACAUUAUAUAAUCAGUUACAUAACAAGGAUUUGGAUAUCAUUUAUAAUCCUUUAACGUCCAACAAUAUUCGUCACGAUGAUUACUUGAAUGAAUUCUCCAACUUAACUAAUCAUAAUUUACCUAUGGAUAUUUAUGAUUUAUUCAUCAAAUUGAUCAAUAAUUUCAAGAAACUUUUCAAUAAUAAGAAAGAAUUGGAUAAUCAGAUUGUCAAUUUCUUCUUAAAUUAUAACAUUCUCAUACCGAUAUUUGAUUAUAAGAAGUUUAUGGAAAGUUAUGAUGCAUUCCAUACAAUGUAUCCUUUCAUGUUCACCUAUGAUGAUGCUACGAUUAAUGGGUUUAAUAUCUCAAAUAAUGAUUAUAACAUUGUCAAUGAAUAUUUGAUUGUUGUCAUCCAGAUUUAUGCCAUCAUUAUGAUCAAUGAUCCUAUAUCGAAUUUGAAUUUACUUUUAAAUCAUUUAAACCCCAAAUACCAGAAUUCUUUCGAUAGAACUGAUAAACAUAAGAAGAUCUUAACUUCAUUAUAUGAUUUCUUACCAUAUUUCAAUUCAUUCCAUGUAUCAAUUCAUCAACUUCAAACUUAUUUAUUAUUCUUAUAUUUCUCCUUAUUGACUAACAACAAGGAGAAAUCAUUGAUUUUAUUAUCAUUGAUUAACUCCCACAUUGGUAUUCUAGGUAUAAAUUUGAAUUCCAAAAACUUAUUCUUCAAUGAUUUAUCAUUAAGUAUUCAACAAAAGAGAGAUAGAGUUAAGAUAUUUUGGGUCUUCAAGGUAUUAUUAAAAUGUUUCAAUUUAAAAUUUGGAUUCAAACCAAGUAUUAAUACUACAGUUAUUAACCCUGUUACCAUUGAAAGAUACUUCCAAUUGACUCCAGAAAAGUUAAGUUCAUUACUUCAAACCAAUGAUAAACAAGAUGAUGAUGAAAAUGUUGAUGAAUUAUUCAAGACUCUUCUAGUGCCUAGUAUUGAGUUUUUGAAUUUGAUCAAUAUCAUUAUUCCAUCCUCAUUUUCUCCCAAUUAUUAUCAAUAUCUUAAAAAUUCCAAUCAAAAUCAUCAACAACAUCCAAAAAGACAACCCAAAAACCUCGAUUGGAUUCUUAAUGAUGGUGAUGGGGAUGGUAAUGAUGGGAAUCUUAAUUAUAAUUUCACUCAAUUCGUUACUAUUGAUAGUAACUUAUCUAAUUGGAGACAAUCUUUGAAACUGAAAAAAUUGAAUUUAUUACCUUUGGAAGUUAAAAUGGGGUUAAUGAAAUUAACUAAUUCAAAUGAAGAUGAUAAUUUGUAUCAUAGUAUUGAACUUAAAUCCAUAAAAGAUUUGAAGAAUUUCGAUAUCAAUAUGGAUAAUUUGAAUCAUUACCUCAAUGCUGGAUUACCAGAUGUUGAUACUUCAUUAAAAUUAAUUAAAAUUCAAUUAAAUUUCCAUUAUUUGUUGAUCAGAUCAGUUAAUUACUUGAAUUUUAUUGUUGAUAAAGAUUUAAAUAACAAUUAUUUCGAAAAAUUGAUUCUUAUUUGUCAAGAAUUCUUACAAUAUUUCAUCAUAAUUUUCAAUCAUGUUGGUAAAUCAACAGAGAUCGAUUUGAAUAAUGAAAAUCAAAAUAUGAAAAAUUUCAUUCAUCAUAAUCCUCAUAGUACAGGUACUAAUCCAGUAAUUUUGGAUAGUUUAGGAUUAGAUGUUGAUGAUGAAGGAUUCGUUAUCAACGAUUUUUCUGCUAAAAGAAGACGUUUAUCUAAUCAUAUGGUUAAUAAUAUCGAAUCCAAAGUGAAGAAGAUCCCUAAUUCUCCUUUUAAUUAUAUGUUGAACAGUUUAUCCAUCACUAAUAUUAAUUUGAAGAAAACGAUAAUUUUACAAAUGUUAUAUUCAUUGAUCUAUUUACUCAAAUGUUUCAAAAAGAAUAGAUUUAUUGAUCCUACUAUUGUUGAAACCAUUAAUCUAAGCAUUGAAUUAUUCAUAAAAAUAUUCAUCAAUUACGAAGUCAAUACUAAAGCUAAACCUAAUAGUAACUUCAAAAAUAAGACAAAGGAAGAUGAAUUAUUCAAAAAAUUAAUCAAUGACGAAUUAAGAGAUCAAAUUUUGAAAGAACCAAGAGAUGAUGAUGAUGAAUUGUCUUAUAAUUAUAAUUUCCAAGAUUUGAAUUUUAAUAAUUUCAACAACAUCAAUGAAAUUGAUUGGGAUGAUGAAGAAAUGGAUGAAGAUUUGAAAUAUCUUAAAAUCUUGAAAUUUAUUAAAUAUAAAGUGAAUCAAAUCAAAGAAGUUAGUAAGAAAAAACAAAGAGAUAAACCACAAGAAUCCAAUACAAUUGUAGAUACACCUAAAAGUGAAGAAAGAAGAAGAUCAGUUAAUUUACCUCCACCACCAUCGAUAUCGAACUUUUUCAGUAGUUCACCUCCAAAAUUUGCACCUUCAUUACUGAAAAUGCCAUCCAUCACCAAAUUAGAUUAUCUUAUCCCUGAAGAUAAUUUUCCCACUCACACAUUAACUGGAAGUAUGAAUUAUGUAACUUCUAAUGAUAGGGAGAAAGAAGAUUUAUUGAAAAGAGAAAAGUUGGCUGUGAACGACCUUAUGAGUUUAAAAAGGGGCCAUAGUAAUUCAAAUACCCCUAAUUUUAGUCUGUAA
Messenger RNA from Yamadazyma jaroonii, 3168 nucleotides. The record is from the annotation of a GenBank genome assembly. NCBI's taxonomy places the organism in Eukaryota, Fungi, Ascomycota, Pichiomycetes, Serinales, Debaryomycetaceae.